Molecule: messenger RNA, 1163 nt
Organism: Vicugna pacos (alpaca)
Lineage: Eukaryota; Metazoa; Chordata; Mammalia; Artiodactyla; Camelidae
Source: RefSeq, a predicted model, not a curated record
CUCCACACAGGGGAUGAGACAGGACCUGGUCCAUGGAGAUCCCCGCUCCACCUCCCUGCAGGAGGCGCAGGUGCCCCACGACAGCAGCAGAGCCCAGGACGCGCUCAGGUGGGGAGCUGGACCAUCAGGGAGCAGGGAUGAGACCCACAGGGUGUGGAGCCUCCAGCGACACAGGCUGGAGAAGCUGGUGGCAAACCUGGUGCCUGCCAUGCUGGGCGGCCACCCCUCCUACUUGCGCACAUUCCUGGGCAGCUAUAGAUCUUUCGCCACCGCCCAGCAGGUGCUGGACCUUCUGUUCCAAAGAUACGGAUGCAUCCUCCCUUCUAGCGAUGAGGACGAUGGACCCCUGCACCAGCUGAAACAGGCCAUGACCUCCAUCCUGGGCACCUGGUUGCACCAGUACCCAGAGGAUUUCCACCAGCCUCCAGAAUUUCCCUGCCUGAAGACCGUGCUCGCCUACAUAGAGCUGAGCAUGCCUGGCUCUGACCUGAAGCACUGGGUCCACUUUCUCCUGUCAGAGCUGGAGCACCUGGAGCUUCCGGACACAGAGGGUGAUGCACCAGCUCCAGAACCCGCUGGGGAAACCCCUCUGGAUGGAGCGCCAGCUCCAGCUCUCCUGCCUGCGACAGCACCAGAGCCAGAGCAGAGGGACACGCGGUCCUGUGAGGCAGCGGCCUCCUCCCUCUUGUCUGCUGUGGACCCAGGGCCCAGCUCAGGGCCUCCAUCAGCACUCCCUGAGACCCUCCCCUUGGGGAGUGCCUGGUCACCUCAAGAUGAAGGGAAGGACUUCAAAUAGAAGGCGACCCCAAACCUUUGAUCUUAGAGAAUUUGUUUUCUUCUAGCAGUGAGACUGAUGUGUGUGUGUGCAAAUGUUGCCUGUUUGACAUCCAUGGAGCCAGCAGCAUGCAUGCCAUUCCUCAUACGGCCACCAGAGGGAGGUGUGUAACUGCUUAUGACAAACACUCUGCUCCAUUCAAAUACGGUCCUUUCCAAUUGAGCCUUCAUCAGAAUAUUUUGUAAACUGAGGAUUUCUUUAAGCUAUAGUGAUUUGCUUUUCUUCUUCAAUCUCAUUUGGAAGCUAAUAUAAAUACACUAUAAGUCACAAAUAUAAGGUGAAGCACUGAGUGGACGUUGUCCCUUGUGACACAUAAACAUGUAUAUAA